GGAAACUUCAUUUGGAACGUCACGGUGUAACGGACACUUGUGUACCGGAUUUCUAUCACGAUUCUGGGAAAAAAGCCAUUCUGAAGAAAAUAUAUUGUUUGCACUGUUUUCACUGGACAUCUAGCCUACCUCAACUCAGCUUGGAAGGACAUAAUACGUUUAUAAAGGCUCCCAACAGGUAGGCAUGAUGAUUAAGGUGCGCGCAGUUACAGUUAGUAGCCUAUAAAAAGUUUGUGUUUAACAACAAAUGGCUUAGGACUAACUCAAAUAUCCUAUAAUAAUAGAGAAUAAGUUCACAAAUGUAGUGAUUCAACAGUUUAGUACUGAUAGAUCACCGAGUUAUCAAUAUGGGUCGUAAUUUUGGAGAGAGCUGGAUUAUUGCAAUCAUAUUGUGUCAUAGAAGGACAUGGGUGCACCUCAAUAUCAGAGUCACCUCCUUUCCUAUGUCUUAUUUCUUAGGCCUCACUUUUAUGAAAGGAUUGGAUAUAAGUGAGUGCAUUUUAGCAGUCACUCCAGCUAAACAAUAUUGCUUAGCUCUGAAUUAGGAAAAUAUAAAUAACACCAACUGUUUUUGAACCUGUGUCUCUGAGUGACAGGAGAAACACUUUAUUAGGUUGGAAUGGUAUGCAGACUUUGCUUUUGAAUAGUUGGAUGCACCUUGAUGACAUUAUUUUCAUCUGCGUUCAUCCUGCACACACACCCUUCCUCCUAGUCACAUCAUGCUGUGGUAUUUUAUUUUCACAGGAUGUGAUUCACGGUUUCACACUCAUGCCAUAAUUAGGUAGGUGUGUUUGUAUGGAGUAACACUACAUACCAAAUCAUAACCCUCAGCAAUGUGUAGGCCUACCCAAGCUUUCACAAUCGCAUUGAACCAUGGUAAAGAUGACUUCACAACUGUUAAUGAAUAAGAGAAGCCUUUCCCUUGGACCUAGGACGACCGAGAGGUCAAGACACAAAGUGACCACUGGAAUUCCGUCUAGGGACAAGAUGUGCUUUUGAGUAGGAAUAAAGGAGCAAUUGUCUUAAAAAUGUACCACAGUACGAAGAAGAGAAGAAAUAAAACACAUCCAGGUUACGAGUAGGACAGAAUUCAGACUCUCAUAUCAUCAGUAAUUGCUAUAAUACAUAAAUGAAAACACCCAAAUCAGCUGUCCUUUUCCACACUGCCAAGUGUGAUACUCAGACAAUCACACAGAGAUUACAUCUCCUCCUGUAUCCAUGGUAACCAUAGCUGUCUGUCCAACUGACUGAGUGGGGUAAUUUAUGAACUUCUGCUCACCAGAAUAUCUGGGACUCCCAGUGUAGCCAUGUCUGUCUGUUUAAAUAUGAAGUUCUGUUGAGUUGGCAGUGGCACUUCAUUAAUGCCUUUUAUAUUAGACUGCCUGCUUCUGCUCCGUAUCCCUGUGCCAGCUGUUGCUCUAGCACCACAUCAGACUUCAGGGACGACUGCAUACAUAAAUAAUGAGUGCGAGGGAGUCUUCAACAGUCAUGAAAACAGGGUAGACAUCAUGAUAUCCAUUUAGUAUGCUGCUUACGUUCCCAUCAAAACUAUGUAAAAAAGCCUGGUUCAGAUACGUUUCUUCUACACAAUCUUAAUAUUUUGUGAAUUAAUGUGGUUUUUGAAGUGCCAGGUUUCUGUAUACCUAUUUGCAUAUGAGACUGGAAGUACAGUACCCUGUAAAGUGGCUAUAAUUUCUGUAUCAAAACACUUUCAACUUCAAGGGCAAUGAUUGGCUGUCUCGUUGGACCACAGAGGCUGGCUUUGCACUUCAGAUGUCUCUCUGAUCAAAGUUGUCAUAAAAUAAGCAAGAGUUGAGCGAGGGAGGGAGGAGAGAGCAACCAAGAGGGGAGAUUAUAAAAGCAUUACAUUGGAUUUCUUGAGUAGCACUAUAUGAAUGUAUUAUAGGUAGAAAUAGUGUAGCUCAGUUGGUAGAGCAUGGUGCUUGCAAUGCCAGGGUUGUGGGUUAGAUUCCCACGGGGGGCCAGUAUGAAAAUGUAUGCAGUCGCUCUGGAUAAGAGCGUCUGCUAAAUGACUAAAAUGUAAAUAAACCACAUCUGUUUAUUUGCAUAAAAGUGUAUACAUCAACGGUAUUGCCAUGGUCCCCUUGUUGUUCAUAGGAUGACUGAGGUGAUUAACACACGGGAACCUGUGAUAGAGGACUUCAGUGUAGCUGGAGCAGUGUCAGCGGAUCAGGGCAUAUCCUUUCAGGUGAGUCUACUGUUGCCUCAAUCCACCAGUCACUCAACCAAGAGAUUAAUUGACAUCCUACCAAUGAAACAAUUACAAAUGUGCCUUUCAUUUCGGAUCUUUCUUGUAAAAUGUUGUAUGAGCUCUCAUUGCAAGGAUCUCAAAUCCCUAUUAAAAAUAGUAAAACACCCUAAUAAAGAGUAAAUACACCAUACUGAGAUACAGCUUCUUCCCCCAAGCCAUAAGACUGCUGAUCAAUUAAUCAAAUGGCCAACCGGACUAUUUACAUUGACACCCUCCCCUUUGUUUUUACACUGCUGCUACUCGCUGUUUAUUAUCUAUGCAUAGUCACUUUACCCCUACCUAAAUGUACAAAUUACCUUGACUAACCUGGACCCCCACACAUUGACUCAGUACCGGUACCCACUGUAUAUAGCCUCAUUAUUGUUAUUUUAUUGUGUUUCUUUUUCUUUUUUAAAACUUUAGUUUAUUUAGUAAAUAUUUUCUUAACUCUAUUUUUCCAACUGCAUUGUUGGUUAAGGGCUUGUAAGUAAGCGUUUCAUGGUAUGUGGCAAAUAAAAUUUGAUUUGAUUUGAUGUGGUUGUCUCACCUAGCUAUCUUAAGAUGAAUAAGAAUAAGAGUGUCUGCUAAAUUACUAAAAUUUAAAAACAUGUAAUACUUCUUGUGUCCAGAUUUUCCCAGAUACCCAUGAGCGGAAUCCCAAGCUGUCCAAGAGACUUCCCUCUAUUGUGGUGGAGCCCUCUGAUGGGGGCAAUGUGGAGAGUGGGGAACUCCGCUGGCCCCCUAAGGAUCCCAACUCUGCAGAGGUCCCAGGUGGGAUGCAGCCCCACAAACACACCCCUCUUCAGACCACACAGGACCAGACAGCAGGUAGGAUGACCUGGCAUGAUAUUCUAUUGCCCCAAUUCAAAGUGUGUGUGUGUGUGUGUGUGUGUGUGUGUGUGUGUGUGUGUGUGUGUGUGUGUGUGUGUGAGAGACUUUUUCCCUAUCUGAGUGUGACACCUCUCUCCAUGCGUCUCCCAGAUGUAGAUCUGAAUCUCGGGGUGCAGGACAGCAAUGAAGUGGUGUCUGGGGCUGUAGUGGAGGAAUCUAACUGA
Messenger RNA from Coregonus sp. 'balchen', 3306 nucleotides. Lineage: Eukaryota; Metazoa; Chordata; Actinopteri; Salmoniformes; Salmonidae. The record is from the annotation of a GenBank genome assembly.